AUGGAACCGAGUUGUCCGAUUUAUAUCGCAGUUCCCUUAGAGGUCUUAUUUGUUCUCAUUGUGAUGACUAAUAGCUGUGUGUGCCUGCUAGUUUACUUGUACACAAGCCUGCGCACCUACACAAAUGGAUUAGUGGUGUCCCUUGCAGUGUCAGACAUUCUCACAGGUGCUCUAGUGUUACCAUUGUACAUUGCAGAUGUAAAGUUCGAUGGGACAGCUUACAUAGUCUCUGCAAUUAUGCUAACUGGGGUUGCGAAUCAGUGUGCAGUGACUCUCGACAGAUAUCUGGCAAUAAAAAGGCCAUUUAUUUAUCAUGCUGUCAUGGCGAAACACUUUUGGAAGCUGAUUGCUGCGUGUUGGGUACUUCCAGUGGUCAUCUCCAUCAUACCUCUUAUCUACAACUUAUCGACAAUGAAUUUCUCUGCCCACAGAAUAUACAUUUUUUUGAUGCAGGGUCUAUGUGUUAUUGUGCCAUAUAUCUUUAUCUUCACAGCAUACUACCAGAUUUAUCAACAAGCAAGGUUAAUUGUUCAAAGAAUACGUAGAGAAAGCAGUCUUAGCUGGCGGAGCGAGGACAGGAAAAGAGGCAAAAAAAUCUCAAAAGACCCGUCUUCGGAGGCAAAAGUUGCCAAAAUGUUUUCCGUCAUCGCAUUCUCCUUUAUCUUAAGUUGGCUGCCAGUUAUUUAUCUUACAAGUGUUCUAGCUGCUGUUAAACACGACAUAAAAUUAGCAGACCCACUGUCUCCGCUGUGGCUACAGCAUUCUUCACUGUUUACUGUUGCACUUGGGUCCAUGGUUAACCCGAUAAUCUACUCCUUUUUUAAGCCGGAUUUUCGACGCAUCUUGAAAAAGUUAUUCCGAAAGGCGACACUAAAACGCAAACAAGAAAACCAUAUUUUUACUAACUUGACGUCAGUUGGAGAAAAGUUAGAAACUGGCAGUCACGGUCAAGAAACAGAUGUGUAAAAUUGAGUGCUUUCCAUUGGCCGAACUGGGAACGCUACCUCACGAGUCUGUUGAUUAUAUUGUUUUAAAAGCUUUCCCACAUAUCUGUUAGGUUAUAUCUAAUGGCCGCACUCAUUACAGUCACCACACUGUUUUGAUAUCGUGGAGAAAAUAAAGACAAAUCAGAGAACAGAAGUUAUGCAAUAAAACGGUAGAUUAGACAUGAUAACAUUGCACUGACAUCAGAGAGAAAAUGGGCAACAGCGCAUGUGCACUUAACCUUGAAACUGACACUACGAAAGUAAUCAGUGCUAAUUUUGUUAGAUAAGAAAUGUUUUUACAAAGUGUGUUUAUUGGAACUGACCCAACAAAAAAUAAAACUAAAGGUAAAUAAACUAUAGUUCUAAUCGAUUGGUUGAAUCAAUUAGAGAUACUUCAACAUAUGAUCGUGUUAAUAAGGGGCCGACCAUUUAACUCUUGAGGGUGGGGGUGGGUGAUUUCUGGUCAUCAAGAAUUUUUUUUUCUAGCAAUCUGGUGGGCAGGAUAUUUUUUUCCCUUUUUUUCCCUUAAGCUCUUUAUUACAUUUGUGCUGCAUGCAAUUUUUUUCUUCCGACAAGCGCUUGCAGGAAAUUUUUUUUCAAAAUCACCCACCCCCCUCAAGAGUUAAAUGGUCGGCCCCUAACGCCGUAGAAUUUCGUCAAAUCUUUCAACGUCUGAGAAAAGUACGGGAAAUGAUUUUAUGCAAUUUUGCACAUCUGCGGCGUUAUUGGCACAGCCUGCAGCAGAACAUCGCCAAUAUAUACGAAUAUUUUAGUUAUUAUCUGAAUUUAUUGCCUUAAAUAGGGUCAUUUAUCUUUCCAGAUUUGCCUAGACGUGAUCGCGGUACGGUUCGUUGAUGAUAAUGUUUUUUUAGUGGGUGGUCGAGGUUUCCUCCAUUGCCCUUUCAUCGCCACGUUUAGAAUAAAAAUUCUAAAUAUUUGUGUUUAAUUAGAAGUAUUGAAUACAUUUAGCAGAUGCUCAAGUUCUUUUUUUAGGGUAGAAUUUUCCUAUACGACGUAAUGAAAACAGAGACCCAGCUUCUUGCUAAUAACAAUCGACCCGAGCAAUCUAAUGCUCAGAAAACAAAAAUUGAUAAGAUAAUUGUAAACUACAGAAUUACUGAUGUCUUCAUACAAGUUAGAUUUCUGAAGAUCUGUACUCCAUCUUGUCUUUAUUUUCUUUUCAAAACCUUAAGAUUAGCUUCUUUUGUCAUUGUAAAUAUACAGUCGAAUUCCCCAGUUUAGGAUUUCAAAUAAUUCACGUCUCACUUCUGAGGAGUCAUUUGGUAGAGUUGGGUCAGAGUUAGCAUUUCUCGGCUUGCAAGGUGGUAAGAGCUGCACAGACACUGAGAAACCACUUUUUUUAGACAACUCUGGUUUUGUGCCUAAUGAGACCCUGAUGUAUUUUUUCUCCGGUUUAUCGUUUAACUUAUGCGCUUACUUACAACCAAGAGAGGAUAAAGAUCACAUGUAAAACUAGUAGUUAAAAUUACAACGCAUUCUGACUUCGAUUAAGACACAAAUGUGGUACUAUAACGAGUUCUAUGGGAAUGGCGAAUCUGUUCUAUCCUUUGAAUUACGUUACGUUCUAAGAGGAGACGAAAAAAUAUAUGAAAAUAAAUACCGAAAUAUUUUGUAAAAAAUGCCAUUUUUAUUCAUUUAUCUUGUUCCCCCGACUCCCGAGUUAGUCGCAAUUUUAAUUUGUCGCGAACUAAAGAUAUCAAUUCGCCAACUGGAAUUUAUGUUUAAUACCGGUGUUGAUUUAAAGAUAGCAUUUUUCUUUAAUGAUGAUAUGGUUUAGUGCAAAAUGAUGACGAGAAGACUGAAAUAAACCAUAUAAAUUGUCCAAAUUCGAAAACUGCAGUCUUUCUCCCACUAAGGACAAUUAGAGUUACUUGACUUACUCUGUAAGUCUUGAAAUUCUAACCUCAAACUUAUAAACUCUGAAUUAUAAAUUAUUGUCGGAACAUUAUUUCGUUAGUUUCCACAUGUUAAAGUGCCAAAUAGUAAUAGAUCUCAGAAGGGCAACUAUAGAUCACUGAAAGGACGGUUUAGAAGGUCAAGUUAGUCUUUUUAUGUGGGCAGAAUACGAUGAGUGAUCUUGUACUGGAACAUUAUUAGUUUUCUUUGUGACAUUGAUAGGUAAAAGAGGCAAACUUUGCUCAGGCUGUUAUUUGUUCUCCAUUAUUGUAUGAGUUUCGUUUCUGUUGUGUUGCGAGAUAACUCGUCCAAAGGGAGGAGUUAUGAAACAGAGCAUUGCAUCUUAUCGAGUCACUAUUAGGGUCGGAACAGAGGAACAAUGAGUGAUAAUGGGUUACGGUUUAAUAGUUGUCGUUGUUUUUUUUUUUGUUUGUUUGUUUGUUUGUUUGUCUGUUCGUUUGUUCUCCACGAGGAAGGAAUAAACGGAAGGAUUCCAUAGUACUGUAGAAAAGCUAAUAUACGCAAUCUAUAUGAUUGCACCUUUUGUGAUCUGUGCCGGCCGGAAUGACAGUUCUCACAUACUAACCACGGCUUCUAAAAAAAGUUUUCACCGGAUGAAUAAAUACCUGGUAGCGCUUUUAAUUUCACAGUUUUACUGACAUUCUUGUUGAAAAUUGCUUUCAACGGGUCAUGUUUCGUUAUCAUUUUUCCCUAGAUUGUUAAGACAAACAUAUAGUGUUCCCCAGAAUGAUAGUCGUCUUUCAGGCCCUUAGAGAGGCGAGCAAAGUCAUGUGAUCGCAAGAUAAAAAAAAACGAGCUAUAUAGGACUGGCUCGCUUUUCAUAUCGAGAGUCGUGAACCUUCAGGCGAUCAGAAUUAAAGUUUAGAUCUUUAGAAUAUAUAUUUUUCAUAUACUGCUUACUUCCGGAGACGACCACGAACGUGUUAAAGACGUUAUAGCAACGGGGGGAUGAAAUAAGGAUGUGAAAGUGUUUGCGAAUAAUGGAUGAGAUGGAUUGUAGCUUACAGACGUAGUAGCAACCAGCUUGCCUCAAUGAUUUUCUAGUUAGAGCCAAACUUUGCAAUCUCACAUAACACAACCAGCCCCGGGGCUCAUACCCAUACGGAAAAACUGUCUCACUUGUAAAUACAUAUCUGACGGACAAACUUCAUACACAUUCCACGCUACAGCCGAAACCAGACCUAUCACUAAUAACAUUGACUGUAACUCCAAAAACGUCAUUUACAUAAUACAAAGCAACCACUGCUCCAAACAAUACAUAGGUGAAACCAAACGACGUCUCAAAGAACGCUUCAACGAGCAGCGCUGACCAGUUGACAACCCAUCUAAUAUCUCUAAAACCACCACAGUCUCAAAACACUUUCUUACUAAUUAUCACUCUGCUAACGACAUCACACUUGUCCCACUAGAGCUCAUUAAAUCUUAUAGAGACAGUGUGCGAAAAGCUAGAGAGAGAGGUAAAAUUCUUGAACCAUUAGGUAUGAGUAAGAAAGAUGAAAUAUCAUACAGCCUUUAUUUCUUCUAUUUGUUAUAAUUCAUUUAUACUAUUUUUACAUUUCUAAUUUCUUUCCCAUCACUACUUCAACGGUUUUUCAUUUAAAUUCUCACGUGUUAUUAUUUAACAAUUAAUGAAUGAGGCUGAGUAUCUUAAUAUGAAGAAUUACGGAGAUCGAGGAGGGUGUUACGGCCUCGACGGAUAACACUCUCCUCGAUCUACAUAAUUCUUCAUAUGAUACGAGAGCCGAAUUCAAUAAUUGUUUUAUUAUUCAUUCAAUAUAAUUCCUAGUUUUAAAACAUGGCUAAAACAUGCUUACCUCCAUCGAUCCAUCGAUGUUAAGUUCAUCUUCGAUAGUGAACGUUUCGGGUUGUUUAGCUCCGCAAACAUUCUCCAAAUAGCAGAUGACGCCCUUCGAGUUGUCUUCUUGCAGUUCUUGCCAUGUUUUCAGCCAUUUUUUCGCCUAGUUCUUACUCUUGAAAGGAGUGAAAUGUCCGCCAUUUUCAAGUUCACAACCAAACUGACAACUUAACCUCGUCCCCAGGUCUUCUCGGUUAACGGUGCAUUAAUCUGCGAGAACGCUGCAUUUUUUACGUCAUUUCCUCGCUAAAUACAAAAUUCUUCCAAAUUUGGUCAUCAGUAAGUGGUUAUGGUGAAUUAAACGCGUGCUUUUAGCCAAUCAGAGUGAGGGAAAUAUUUUGAAUGAAUAAUAAAGCAUCAUAUUGCACGCUAUUCUUUAAUUUUCAAAUUGUAACGUCUUAGCUUAACCUCUAUAUCAUAUGUAAGACCCUCAAAAAGGAAGGCCGUACCUUCCGAUAUAUUGGUAAAUAUAUAUAUAUUCCCGACUGUAACUGAAUCAGCCUUGCUUCUUUUGUUUUAUAUUUUCACUUAUAGCUGAUUAGAUCUUUUAUUAGGAUCCGGUCCUUCUUUUUUGUAAGCUGGUCCUUGAUUUGAAAAUUGAAUUUAUUAUACAUACUAUUUUAUUCUAUAAUGGCCACAUACACUAUAUAUUUGCACUGAAUUUGCGGUGUACAAAACGACUCAUUCUGAAAAUGUAAAUGGACAGGCUUAAUUUAGAGAGCAUACAAAACCAGCAGUAAUCGGCUCCUGACAAAACUGAAAAAAAAGAUAAAAGAACUUACUAGUUUAUUCAAGAGCGGAGAAGUUCUCAGAAAUCCGGCUAGUUAAUUAGGAGUUCUUAUUACAGAAAAUAACGCAAGCGAUAAACAAUACAAAUAAAAAGUUGUCUUUCACAACUUUAGAAAACCUGGAAGUAAGUGAAUCUAGGAUACACUUAGUUCCCAGGCCACGUGCAAAUCCAGUUUUUUAUUGUCCUUUCGUUUCCAGGCCCGUUCAAGACUUUCUUUUAAUUCUUACGCCUUUUCACAAUUCCACGCAUUUACGGGCGUAAGAACGCACAGUUCUUUUGUCGAGUGCAAAAUUUAGAAUGAAGUUCAAUGUAAAAGUCACUAUAGUCCAAAAUUCUCUUCUUUUAUGCUUGAGAUUCACAAGUCAACUCUGGUUAAAGCGGAUAAAUCAAACAAAAAUUCUGCAUAAAAAUAACAAAAGACAAAUAAUGGAAAUUGAUUUACCGAGGAACUAUCAACCUAAAUCAUUCAUUUAAGUGUAAACUUUGGGUCAUGAGACUCAAGUCAACUUAACUUGCUUCCGGCCACUUUUGGGAACGAAGGCAAUUCCGUACAUCCAUAUUAUCGAACAAAAACAACAGAAUUAAUAUUUGAUUCUUGCCAGUUGUUAGUCACGUUUCUCCAUAUUACCAUAUUUGUUUUACAAACAUUGACCACCGCUCUGGAAAUUACCACAUCCGCAUAACAAUCACAGACUUAUUGAAUAAAUAAAAGAAGUGAUAUUUCGGCUUUUGACUAAUUACCCGCAGAAAAGGUGAAGACAUCAGGAUAUUUUUCAAUAUCAAGAAAAGAACUGACUCUCUGCUACCACUUAAUUCUUGUGAAUUGAAAUUUAAGUGACCGUCGCUGUUUUCUCAGUUCGCUCGUGAUAGAGUUCUAGUUUAAUAAGACGACACUUUGUUAAUUUUACUUUUUAAUACACAGUUGUUACAAAGAUCACCGUUGGUGGUGAAAGAAAAGGGUUGUAAGAUUAAUUUUUGCGAAUGAAUGAGAUUUCUAUAUUUAUUAAAUGUCAGUCUCCUGGCUACCAACCAGAUAUCCCUCGAAAUCCAGGAGCGUAUAGACAAAAUCGGCUUUAAUAGCUUUCUUUUAAGAAAAAGCUCACUGACAAACUGUAUUAGCUUUUGUCUUUGUCAACGCACUCAAAAUCCCAAUGAAAAGGAUCUCUUGACGUUUAUGGACUCUUUUUACAAAUUAAUACCUUUCUCUGGUCAGAAUGGACGACGGCUGUAUUCUGCGUUCAAAAAUAUUUAAUUAUUUUCAAAAUAACUACAUUGAGUUAGUUCGUCAGGUGCAAUUGGACGCUUGCUAUUAUUAUCGGGACUUUGUUAUCAGCAAAACCCUCGAUCUUAAAACAAAUGAUUCAAUCUAAUUUUAUACCCAGAAACCACUUUCCCAGAAACAGACAUCUAAAAGAAAAAGAAAAUAGUUUUUAAGAGAUUUUAAUUGUUAUCACAACUUUACAGCAGGUCAACGCGAUCAAUUGGUCGACUAAGGCAAAGUAACCUUGGCUUAGUUGUGGCGGCAAUAAAUCUACUUGCUGUUGAAGCUCAUUCCAGCUGAAAAUGGCUUUGUAUGACUUUAAUGAAUCUUAAUUGCUCUUUAGUGUAUUUCAAAUCGUUCGUCAAGAAAGUAAAUAUUAUCUCGUGUUUAUAUGACUGCCUAGCACCACUAAGUUUUUGGUCGGUUUCUUUUCGAAGAAGCAAUUAAGAUUCAUUUCCUAUCGCCAUGUUUAUCGUAUAUUGAACAAUAAUUGGUUUUAAGGACCGAAAAAUUGCACAAAACGUGACAAAAGGUAUCGUAACCCAAAAUAUCUUUAAUGUACAAAUUCUAGAAGAAUUUUCUAUUGUUAUUGUUAUCUCGACUGAAAAUGCAACUUCAGUAGUCAUAAGUUUAAUCCCAAGAUAAAAUUCGAAUUCGGUCUAAGUGAAAGAGGCAUUGUCAUAACAAUAAGCUCUCCAGGGACACGACAGCUUAUUCAUAACAGAGUAAAAACAACUAUAUUCAAACGACAGCUCGAAGCUCGGCGGGAUUAAUUAAACAACGUCAACCUUUAACGUUUACAGCAAAAUUCAGCGACCAAAAACAUCGUCAAGCGAACAAGGAACUGUUAUCUAUGGAUCCAUCAACGUCCUGUCACUGAAACCAUCUACGAAUCAAGGAUGAUUGAGAAGAAAGAGAACGUGCUAAACAGUUGUUUGUGUUAAACGACAAGGUGAAAGCAAAAGGAAGGCAACUGAAGGCAUAAAACUGCUUUUAACGUAAACCGUGAAGAAGCAUGGCCGGAACGGGACAGAAUAUCUACGUGGUGGCUUCGCUGAGUAUUUUAUCAGUUCUCAUCGUUAUAUCAAACUUUUGUGUCUGCCUGUUGGUAUACUUGAGAAAAGCACUUCGAACCAACACAAACUGGUUAAUGGUAUCCCUUGCCGUGUCCGACAUACUGACUGGAGGAGUGUUACUUCCCUUGUACCUCGUAUUACCAACAUCUUUAGUGACAGGUUACGUGGUCUCUAUGAUACUACUAUCAGGUGUUGCCAAUCUAUGCGCGGUAACGUAUGAUCGUUAUACCGCUAUCAUAAAGCCAUUGGAAUAUCCGUAUCGGGCACCAAAGAUGCUCAAAAGAGCUCUGCUACUUUCAUGGCUGAUUCCAGCCGUAUACACCUUACUUCCGUUGUUUUGGGACACGAACCCUGACCUCAAAAUACACAAAGCGUACAUGGUGUGCCUGCAGUUCUUUGGCAUUGUUGUUCCCUACAUUUUCAUCGUUUUUGCCUAUGUAAAAAUGUUCAAGCAAGUGCGCCAGAGUUUAAGGAUGAAAAAGAGUAUUGAAUCUUCUUUAAGAGUACAUAAGAGUGAACGUAAACGACUUUCAUCCGAUUACAAAGUGGCCAAAGUGUUUUUCAUAGUGGCCUCAGCCUUUAUUCUCUGCUGGCUACCAAUAAUUUACAUAACAACCGCAGACAUUAUAAAUCGACUUGACAUCAUCCCUUAUUCCUUGCCCAUUGUUUCAUUUUUUACCAUAGCGACGAGUUCUUUAGUUAACCCGCUUAUGUACGCAUUUCUUAAGCCGGAUUUCAAGAUGGCCAUUCGAACAUGCUUUCAGAACACUACUAAAACGAACACUGCUUCCACCAUUCGGAGUCUACCACUUGCCGCACUGGCUGUUGGAGCAGGAAAAAAAUAUGAAGAAAGUUUAACGGAGCAACAGAAUAAGAUGAAAAGUGAUGAUUCUGUAAGAAAAGACAACAAUUCGAACAAUGCUUCUAUAGAAAACUUUUCUUCUUCUUGAAUUAUAACAUUGACUCACGAAUUAACUAACACUGUCCACACAUAUUUUAAGUGUUUCUAUAAGUACCUUUUAUCCUGUAAGAUAUCGAUGCAGUUUUACUAUCAAGACGUUUUGAAAUAGAAGACGCAGUGCAUAAAAGUCUUUUAUGUUUUAUGGUAAUGAAGCUCCAGUGAUGGAUAUAAGUGAUGGUUUAUUGUUUUAAACGCAAAGAUGAAGGUGACUUUUUCUUUAAUUAUUCAUACAAAGAUUGAAUGAAAGUCGGAGCCCCAUCAUGUUUUCAAUUUUUUUAUGCUAUUAAAUCAUUAGAGGGUUAUAACAGCCUGAAAACACAGGUGUCACCGCCAAUGGCGUCACUGUAAGGGGUUAGUGUGUAUAUAGACGGCGGUUUUCUUGGGCUGCCUUGUUUAUUCAUAGCAAUUCACUACUUUAAAAAACCCUUCGGAUCCUAGAUUCUGAUCAGUGAUCGACGACUGCACCACUAAUAUAAUAUAUAUCUGUAAAAAUUGCCUAGUCAAUGCCUCACUCUUUUAGAACUAUACCAUAUGCUGGUAAUAUCAAUUAAGUUUUAAGGUACGAAAAUGGCAUCACUGAGCAUGUGCUAGGUCAUUGUGAUGAGACACAUGGAAAACAUAAAAACUGGCAGUAAGCGAGGUAAAUUUAUCUUUUUUUAUAUGAGAAAAUUAUCAUGUAUGCCAGUGAGCUUCCAGAUUACUCCAAGGUCUCCCAGGAAUGUGAAGAGCUAUAUAGAGCCUAUUAUUUUAAAUCAGAGGUGAAACAAAUGAUUAAGUCGUUGCACGUCUUAUUAGGGAUCUUUAGAUUCUAAGACGAGGACGACUACGAAGACGAGAUUUUCUCAAUGCUAAGUAGUGCGCGCGCGGGAAAACAUGAUAGCUGUCUUCAUUCUACUACGGGUUUCAGCGAAUGUCUUAAUGACGGAAACAAGUUAUCAAAUGUUCAGAAGUUUAAACGUUGUUUCACAAUACAGUGUUCUAAGUCAGACUUAAAGAUUCCUUUUUAAUUUAGCUAACUGUGAUAUCGAAAUAUUUUGGUUUUCCGACAAGGCAAUAAAGUAGAUUAGCCACCGUAGGGUGAUUGGGCACAUACAACCCCGACUCUAUGGUAGUUCGUUGGACUUAAUUUCAUAAGAGCAUGUACGCAAGAAAAUAAACAACGCACAUUCUUAAUUCCCUUUUUUAAAAAAUAGCAAUAAAAGCGACUCACCCUGUGUUUUUUUGUGUUGUGUUUUUUACUGUCUGUUCGCUUGUUGAGCAAGGUGAUAAAACUAGUUAAAACGGUUUCAAAAUAGCUCUAGGAGCGAACAAACAGUAAAAAGCACAACGAAAACACAAUAUGAGUCGUUUUCGAUUCUAUUUUUUAAAUGGAAUUAACACUGUAUUUUGUCUAUUUUCUCUUGUAAAACUCAAGUCCAACCAAUUUCUAUAUAUAGAGUCUGAGCUUAAGAAGCUUAAGAAGUGAACAACAACAAGAAACAAUACAGCACAGAAAAAAAACAUAUUUUUCCAGGUAACAAAUAUCGAAAAAAUAAAAUAAACAGAUCUAAAGCUCCACCAAUUGCCUGGAUCCGCGAACAGAAUUUUUUCCUAAUCAAAACAAAAACAUGGCAGAGAGCUUAGUCAUGCUUAGUUGCUGAACGUUCCUUAGCAGUCUUAGCGUUCAAAGGCCAUUAGAUCGAAACAAAAUUCUCUCCAAAUGAAGGCAAAAUUUCAGGCACUAAACAGGCUCAUGCGUAAUAUAUGAAUGUCAUAAGUUAAUUACUUCAUUGAUCUAUUAUUUCAUUUGAUAUCUCACUGAUACCUCUAGUACCCCUUUUUUUUUUCAAAAAGUAUCAGAAAGUUUACUAAAAAAAAGUACUAGAACAAAUAAAGCCUUUGAGUAUUCCUGCAAAGGAAAACAAAGACUAAAGACUUAACAGUUUGCAAUAAGCCUGGUUGUCGUUUUCCGAAAGUUCCCCCUGGCUUGCAGAAACUGUGACUUGUGGUUAAUUCACAACACUACAAAAAAGCUCUUGAAAGGUUCUUUGAAUAGUGACCUUUUAACGUCCUGAUUUUAACCAUAUCUCAGAAUUCGAAUUUGAAUCGCUCAGAAGGAAAAACAGUACCAUACAGAGACGUUUUUAACAUUAUGUUUGCGUAAGAGAGAACUCUUGGAAUUCAAAAUUUUAGUUACCAACCACUUCUUCUUGGGACCAGUUUUUCCCAAAUAAGCAUGGAAAUGGCUAAAAAUACAGUUUUCAAUAUUUUUUAGCUUAAGCUGCUAGUUUAUGUUGGUAUUGUUGUAGGCGCCAUCUUUGAUUUCAUGACAGAGAAAGAUUGGAGUUUCAAAUGGCGCUUUCGCGAGCAAGACUAUUCGUGCGUACGACGUAAACUACUGCACUGCAGGCUAAUAUUUUUGGGAUAUUUUUUUGCUAAUUGGAUGUAAUUAAGCUUCAUCAGUUAGUUUUGGUACAUACCCAUAAGCGAAAAUUUAGACUUGGUUUGUUGUUGUUGUUUGUUUGUUUGUUUGCUUGCUUGCAAAUCUAUUUUGAUCCUUCUUUUCCCUUCUUUUCUAAAUCUAGUUUUGUUGCCAACUUUGUCGUCUUUCUUUCCCACGGAAUUUCAGCUGGUUAACUUUCCAAGAAAGUAGGAAAAUUUACCUGGAAAUGGCAGAAGGAGAAAAGCGAAAUUGGUAGUGAAUUUUCCUCGAAAAUGUUGGUGGGUUGUCUGUGUAUAACUCUGGCAGGAUUGGACCAAAUUCCCACAUGAGGUAUUUUUGCAAAGAUCUGUCCUUCCGUGUUUCCCUACUCACUAACUUAAUCACUUAAACUGAAAACUAAAUCGGUUGAGAAAUGCAUAAUCUGUAUCAUUCCAUAUUGACCCGACCCGUAGCCAAGGGGUUAGGUAACAGAUAGGAUGUGUUUUUUUGUAAGACGAGACUGUCACUUUGUAUGUACAGAUAAAAAAAAUAAUAAUAAACCAUUUAUUAUUCGUUCGAAUUAUUUAAGUUUUCGAUUGGCUUAAAUAGUGCUGCAAUUUAUUUUGUAAGGUCCCUGAAGGUGCACAGUCUUUUGUUUUCUUAAAUUGUGACUCAAUGUAUUAAUGAGACGUUUCUAUAGGUUAGUAAGAUUAAUGAUAGAAAUGGUUUGAAGGUUGCGCACGUUCAAGCCCACAAAAACACGUAACGAAGGAGUCUCACGGACUUCAUAACCAUUCCACUCUACUAAUAAGGAACCGUUGUUUUAUCUUUGUUUGUCACCUUUUAUAACUACUCACCUCCAUUAUAACUCUGAAUAGCCUGGCUUAUUUUUCAAAACUUGAGUCCACUGACCAAAUUUAUGCUAAUCGUUUGGUAGGCAAUUUGCACAAUGACAUAAUUUUACUGCUACUGUCAGAGUCCUUCAGGGUUUUGCUCUUCCGCAAUAGGUCAUUUACAAAUUCCAAAUUCUCUUGCUUCUAAAACGAGGCUAAGUGCAAAACCUUUCUUGUGAAAUAAGUUUUAUUUAAAUCAUCUUGCGCAUAUCAACGGCUGCCCAUUUAGCCUCGCCUUAGAACAGGGGCUUGGGUAACUCGGAAAAAGCCUGCUUAGGGCUUUUGACUUUCACCUUGCUGGGAUUACCAAAUUUAGAUAUGAAAGAAAAAUUAAAUCGUAUCAAGAAAUGAUCUAUUGUACCGGAUCAAAUUCCGCAAAACAAUAGGCUUUUGUCCUAGGUACUCCUGCCGAAACCACACAGAGCAGUCUGUGCAUAAUCGUCAAAUUUUUGGGCGUUACACACGUGCAAUAUUACGGGAGUAGAGACUCACAUUCACAAAUAACGACGUAAAUAACGACUCACAUUCAUACGAUUUUCUAUAUUUAUUACAUUUAUGGUUAAAAUUUAUUACAUUUAUAGUGAGCCAGAUUAUUACAAUUAUUAUAUACAUUUUGAUAUCACUGGUGAUCCCCGUAAUCUGAUUGGCUCUCAGUAGUGUGAUUUAUUCACGAAUCACACUAUUUUUUGCUCUAAAUCACAUCUAUUCCAAAUCGUGUCAUUCAUGUUCUAAAUCGGAUCAUUUCUGUUUUAAAUCGCACCAUUUUUGCUCUAUAUCCCAUCAUUUCUGUUUCGAUGCAAAGUGAGAUGUAACAGCCUUUCUACUUCCACUUUUCAACAAACCGGCUGCUUCAUCAAUAACGUAUUGGUAUUUAUGGUUGUUUUUUAUCACAUUUGUGGUAGGUAUUACAUUUAUGGUUGACUUUUACUGCAUUUAUGGUGAGUGUUACGUUUAUGCUAGAGAGAUUGAACUAAAAGAGCGACUCCCUGUGCCAUAUGAUAAUUAUUUGAAAUCUCUUAGCUCAUUAUCUCUUUGUUUAUGGUUGAUUAUUACAAUUAUGGGUGAUAAGCUUGUAUGUUUUGUUUUCCCAAUGUUCGUCAUGUGAUAAUAUUCUUGGGAACUGUUUCAUCCAACUUACGUCUUAUUCCCGUGCGUAUGUACGCAUAAUUUAUGAACAGACAAAGGGGAAAAAUCCCCUGAGAACUUCAUUGGGAAGACAAAACAUACAAGUUAAAGAGGUUUAUUACGAGUGAUUUUAGAGAAGCCACCCACAAUGUGAGAAGUAUGGUUACUGACAGGGCAAAUUAUUAAGGAAAAAAACUCAAAAUAAUUGUAAUCCGUUUCAUUUACUUUUUUUUUUAUUAUGCCACGACUGCCAUCACGCCAAGACGGCGGCUCAACUAAUGUGGCUGCGCGCAUGCGUUAGGUAGUGGCCAGAGGUCAGACUGCGUGUAAGUGUUUGAACGUGGCACUCUCCUUCAAUGUGCUUGCUGUGCAAAGUUUGAGAUAAUAGCUGCAAAAUUUCAGUUGCUUGGCCAAGACGAAAUAGCCAAAUUACUGACUAAAAAAGACUCCAAGGAUGUUAACUACUGUUUGAAGAAUAUACACAAGAUAAACUUCCUCUCCUAUCAUAAAAUUCCAGAGAAACUGGAAAAUACUUGGAAGGAAUCUUUUUGUGCAAAGGUAGGCUCAUAGAUUGAUUAAUUCAUUUCCAGUGUGAGGGUAUAGCCGUUGCAUUCGUUCGCUAGAAUUUUUAUCGUUUCUGAGCUUAAAAAAAAAUUUAAAAAAUAGCCCAAAUGAGUCUUCGGCUGACACCGACUAUACGCGUAUGCUCCAAAUGAUUCCAGUCUUAGAAAUAUGUUGAUUAGUAAUUUAAACACUUAUUGAAUUCGGCUUUUCUAUGAUGUGAGGAAUUAUGCAGAUCAAGUAUGGUGUUGUCGGCGUCGGUGGCUAACACCUCGAUUUGCAAUAUGUUUUAGUUUGUAUCAUACGGAAGUAAAGCACAAAAGCCAAAUUCAAUGAUAUAAUUGCAUAAUGGUGACUCGCAAACCUAUCCACUUUUUACGACGAGGUGGUGAAUAAUUGUUUUACCAAGCGAAUGAAAUAAAUGGUCUAAAAAAUGUACUUUUAUUUACUUUAUUAAGACGAAAGAACAAAAUUAUUUUAAAGAAGCUCUGUUCAAACGCGAAAAUGCUGCCAGCUAAAGAAGCGCAUGAAAUCGCUGAGGCCAUCCCAAAGAAAUUGUGAGGCCAAUCGGCUGUUGAAUAAAUUAAUGUCGAUAACAAAGCUGUCGUGCCAAACAUGGAGGGUUUUGAAAAUGAAGAAAUGAUCGUCGCAGUGAACGCAAUUUAUGCAAUUGCGUAAAGAAGCCUGAAAAAAAAAAUUCAGGACUUCAACGGGGUUUGAACCCGUGACCUCGCGAUACCGGUGCGAUGCUCUACCAACUGAGCUAUGAAGCCACUGACGUUUGGAGGGUUUUGGUGACGUCAUAAUUUACAAUUUUCGCAUUUACUGACUUAGUCCAGAGAACAUACAUCGAAUAUACAUCGUGUGAAGGUGUUCGAACGUGUCACUUGCUUUCAAUGUGCUUCACUAGGCGAGAAAUACUUCUGGAAAGUAGUUGAAAGUUAACCUAGAAUGAGAUGCUUCUCGCAAUCGUGAAGAACAAAGGAGAGGUUUUGAUGUGAGGCCACAUUUGCUGUUACUGCUGUCAAUUAACUACAGGAGGAGGGAUGAAAAACGAGCUCCCCAAAAAACGCCUGCGUGGGAGGCUAGAGGUGAUCAAGACAUUUUUUUUCUCUGUACUGCAACAAAAUGCUUCUAAUUCGAAGGAAAGAGAAUGCAGUUGAUGUUGUUGCAAAUAUUUGCAUGAUUUGAAAGUUCGGACAGAAUUAAAGACGCAAAUUUUCAUUCGGAUCAAAGAAAAAGCUCUCCACAUUCAAGUGUAUAUAACCUGAGAUUGCAAAGCCUUGCCCACAGUUUGUGCCGGGCUAAGAUGCCUGAGUAAGGUAUUCGCUGGGCACUGAUUAGAGGGCAACCAUCUAUCAAGACCUCACGCCAGAAUUAGGGUACGGUGACGCUGAUCGAGUAUCAGUUCAAGACGUUGUAGCUGGGCACUCAAGUGGGCACCCGGGGUCCCGUGCCAAACGUUUUCUGCUGCAGUAGAACCCGUUAAGCGAACACCGUUGGGCCUUUAAAGACGUCUGCUGGUGAUUAUGAGGUGGCCAUAUCAUCGGGGUUUCCGAAAUAACAAAAUGCCUCUGUGUUUCUCACCUUUGAUUAAAAAGAGUAGGAUCGUAUUAAGGACGUUAUCAUGAGUUGGGGUUUUACUGUACUUCCAAACCAAUAAACUGCAAUGUCGUUUUUAUUCGAUAAAACGCCGUAAGUGGAGGUAAAAAUACCAUUUAACGCAGCCCUCGAAUAAACGCCGUACCUUAUUUACAGAACGCGGCCUUUAUUCGGGGACUAUUUUCAAAGCGCGCUACAGCUUGGUAAUCUAAACUAUCCAGACAUUGACGAUUGUACUUUACAUAAUGAUUUACCGCAGCUGUUGUCAUACCCUGAUCCCAUAGGUUUUUCUUGAAGAUUUUUUCUCAGUGUCAGAAAGAGAGUCGCGAAGGGGACGUUGAGGAUAUCUCUUACAGCAGUUCUUGAGGUGUAUUUGCUUUUCUUUUCCAGUGAAGAAAAUUGCUUGCAAAGUAUCGCGUACUACAAUACUAUCGCGUGGUACAAUAUUCAUUGAUUCAAUAUUCAUUUCCUCUCUCUCGGAGAAAAAUUUAAAGAAAAACUUCUGGGACCUGGGUACUGCUGUCUGAAAUAAGCGGAACCUUUUAUUUUCAUUUUUCUUUUAACCGCUGAAGAAGAUUUGUUUUCAAACCGAAACACUGGGCAAUUUGUUUAAAUAUAUAUGUAUUUUGUUUUAUUUUUUUGCUUACUUCUUCAUCACCUUGCCGUAAGGAUUCAUUGGAUUUUAGGCAUUUUCAUUUCCUUGAAUGGGUAACCGUAUUGGGUCAUGGCGGACUGACGGAAUGAUGGAACGGAAUGGCGGAAUGCACAGAAUAUUCUACAAAACCAAAAAACGGAGUAUACUAAAAGACGGAAUUAAAAGAAUAUUCUAAACAAAACACGGAAUAUACGGAGUAUUCGAAAAUCAGGGCCCGCAGAGCAGUUUUCAAAGUGCGGGGGUCGAUCCACCUCUUUUGAAGUGUAGUUGGGGGGGGGGGGGGGGGGGGACUUUAAAAAUGGUUUACCUGGUGCCGAAUCAAUAUUUUUUAAUACAGUUACAACUCAUCAAUCAUUUUUUUAAUAGUUUAUCAAAUGAGAAAGGAGUUAUUACAAAAAAAGUGUAACCAUUCAUGCACAGCAGCAUCAAAAUUUUCGAGUUUCAUUCACUUCAAGGAUUUUGCGUUCUCUCCUAGCGGCUGUUUAGAACCUUUCUUGAGUCAUUGUUGAACGGAGCCAUGUUUUUAACCUUCAAGCUGCUGAAAAGGACCUUUUCCUGCUGCGAUGGUUGCAGGAUUUACCAGCAGAAGUUUGCAGAUCAGGGCAAUUGGCAAUUUCAUUUAUCAUGCUCUGCUGAGGUAGUUCCUGAAAUGUCAUCGAGUUCAAUUUGUUCUAAGAAAUCGUAGCUCCGUGGAGAUUUAAGAGCCUUGAUAAAGUAAAGACUCCAUUGUUUGUACAUAUACUACAUCACCUGACUGGUGAAAACGCUGAGGUCUACGACAGAGUGCAGUUUUGUAAAGAUAUUCGUUUUGAGGCUUACCACUGAUGAUAUAGGAUCGAAACGGACCAAUCAUAUAUUUGAUGCUCCGGCGAGGUUCGCCAGACGAAUAUUCUUACUCCAUCAAAGAUUCCUUUUAUUUGAAAUUGUGCAUUUUUUUUUUUUUCAAAAAUGUCGGGGACCUGCCCGAAAGCUGUUUUAUGUUUGCCAGGUUUACAUUCAAGACCAAAGUUGUAAUAAUUUUGUAAAUGAUAAAGUGUAACUAUCAAUUAACGAAUGAAUUGACUGGUUUGCGAGCUUGGAACUGUGCUACUAUUCAACAGGUUUUGAUUUUAAAAUUUCCCUUCAGGCCCAACGAGUUAUCGGACCUUUCGCGAAACGGGCCCCAGGGCGCUUAUUUACUUUUGGUGAGUUAAGGGAGGACGCUUAUUCGGGACUGGGCGCUUAUUUCUUUUCUGAGAAACAACCGAAAAUUUUAAAAUUUAUUUAAAAACGAACAAUACUGGAAACUGUAACGGACUGACGGUGAAUGUUCAGUUAACGUUAGGGACCCACCUUGAAACUUGCCGUGUAUUCCGCCAUUCCGUUCCGUCAUUCCGCCAUUCCUCCGAAUAGGGUCACCCGUGAAUCGUUGUUCAUGUAAAUUAUAAAGAAAGUUUACAGUCCAGCGUACAUCGAGUUUAUCUUGUUACCGCCUUCUUGUAAUGGACAUAGGUUCCUACAACGACCAGUGUGAAAUACAACUCUUUUUAUGCCGACGACCUCAAGACCACGAGAUAGUGUCCAUAACAGCAGGAGUCGGUAAUAAUGGGUGUUUGUAUUGAAUUUAGCUUGGUAUCCGUAUUAUCGUGUUGUCCAUAAAGGUAAGGUUUCCUUCAGGCCGAAGGUGAUUUUAUAAGGAAAAUAUAGUAUCACAGGCAACGAAGAAAACCGUCUUCAUUACCCGCGGGAAUAUGACCAGAGAUAUAACGACAUUUUAGUGUUCAUUGCCAUGAAUGAACGCUAUACUGUACUAAUAUUUCAUAAAACCAAAAAACAUGAACUCCGAGCACAAAAUGGCGCCACAAUUAUUAUCAUAAUCAGACAAUCAUUAUCGUCAUCAUCCUUAUAAUUAAUAUUAUUAUCGCACUAAAAAGUCCUUCUCCCCAUUGCACAUCAUUUGCCAGCGUCAUUGUGCCUCAAUGACUACUAAUUUUGCGGAAACUUCGAAUGCGCUGGAACUGACAUGAAACAGAAUCGUUUAUAAUAAUCGGAAAAUGGGCCAUCACAGAGUGUGGCCCAGCUCACAUAACAGAAAGUUAAAUGCCAUCACGAAAAGCAAAUCUUAAGUACACUGAUAUUAACAAAACAUCUCAGUCUCCAUCGUUUAUGCUCAAGUUCUGUCUUCUAUGUAAGUUGUAACAAGGCAUUUUUGGCCUUUUGUUGCCACAAGUUCUUUAAGUCUAGCUAAAUAUUGAAAUAUUAUAAAGAGUAAUCCUCAUCAUUCCUUGACAGGCUGUUACAACCGAUAGCCCAAAGACAUGUUUCUUCAACCAAACUUUAAGGCAGUUCACCCGCGGUACUUCAACAAAAACCUUCAAGAGGAAAAACCAUUUUGCCCUUUGUCAUUCAAUAACGAUCAUCAGUUCUUAGCCAUAAAAACAUUCUUAUGAAACACUGGCAACUGAAAGAGAACCAGCCUCUUCUAGGACAGAUCUACAAAGAACCUCCAAUUAUAUCGUACAAAUGAGGAAGGUCUCUAAAGGACACUCAUAAACGCCAAACUCUGAGAAUGAAAAGCUAUAAACGCAACACGUUGUUGGAGGGCAUGAGUCAGGUUUGUCAAUUAUUAUAUCACUUGUAAGAAAGAAAUAAGGGCUCUGAUUGUUAAAAUGUAGCCAAGUUUGGAAAUCAACGGUACAUUUUAUUAGGGUUAUAAUUGACAAUUAUUCCACGAGUGCGUGUUGGAUAUGAGUUGGCUAUAAUCAUCGGCACAUCCAACAAGCGCGAGUGGAAUAAUUGUUUUAUCAAAAACGCCACAAAAUGUCGAGAAUUCAUUCCCAACUUUAUUAGUGAAAACAACCGAUUUUCAGCUUGUUUUUAAUUUGAGCAGACGCGUAAAGUUACCAUAUUUGGGGAGCAUAGUUCGCUAAAAAUACUUAAGACCAGCGAAUUGUAUGUUGCAAGCAAAUUGUUAAGCAAAACUGCCCGUUAACGCUAGUUAUCAGGAAUUUUCUACUCUAGCCUCAGCCUCAUUUUCAUGUUGGCUCCAUAGGUGAAAAUUUGAAACUCCCAUAAUUCUCUUCUCAGUAGGUUGCAAAGUUGCCACCAAACUUUAUAUGUCUAGUAGGUUCUAAUAAACAUUUCUAAACUAGUGAUGGAAUGCACUUAAUUAAUUUAAAACGGCGGAUCCAAGAUGGUGGAUGGUUCCAGAUCUUUCUUUAUCAAAACAAAAGACGUCAUCACGACGUCACUGCUACUCUUUAACAUAAUGUGUUUGCCAAGGUCUUGAUUUUGUCAGAUACCUUGUUAUUUGACUAUUUUGCGCUUUGAGGGAAAAAUUACGGAAUUGGAUUUUGCCAAUAAAUUUCCAACACCCAGACAUAACUUGAUUGACACAAUGACGUAAUUUGAUGUCAUUAUAAAGUCAUAUUAUUGAAUAAUAUGUCUUUAUAAUGACAUCAAAUUACGUCAUUGUGUCAAUCAAGUUAUGUCUGGGUGUUGGAAAUAAAGAGUGAAUUAUUCUGUGUUAUUGUGGUGGCCUUAUCAUGAGCGGCUUUGAUAUAAAUAAUAAUCAUCGUCAUCAUAAAACAUCCUCAAUAAUGAUAACAAUAAACUAAUAUUAUUGUUAUUGUUAUUAUUUUUGUUGUUGUUGUUGUUAUUGUUUUUGUCGAUGAUGAUACCUAUCAUUGGAUUUACUUGUCCUCCGACCAACCAUUUCGACUUUAUUACAAAGUACAACUAGUUAUUUUAAAGUGCGACAGCUUAUUUUAUGACACAGUGCGAUUUUCUGUUAUUACAAAGUGCGACAAGUGUUAUUACAAAGUGCAACAAUUUUGUUACAAAAUGCGACAGGUUUUACAAAGUGCGACAGAACAGCCACGCUCGCGUUUCAAAAUGACAUCUGGAAGGGCAACAUGGGGCAAAUAUGUAUCUGGUAUACAGGUAUCUGUCGGAUACCCAAGGCGUGUACACAACAACGUUUGCCGGUACCCAGGCACUAUUCCCCCACCCCCUGACAUAAGCGCUUACUGUGAACAUAACCUAAGACAGAAUCAUUUCAUGUCAGGAAUUAUUUUCCUUGGAAAGAGUCUGAUGAAUUCAGCUUCAGGUAGGAGAUAUUCUUCAGGUCAUCUCGAUGGUGUCCAAUCUCGUACCGAGAUCUCACUCUGUCUCACGCUGAAAAGUGAGAUCUCCGCUUCCCUUGGCCGUGAGAGAUCUGGCUACGAGAUUAGAUGGUGUCUACAAACUCUUGGGCAUAAACACUUGAAGAGUUUAUACCCAGUUUUUAUGCCCAAGCAAAGCUGAAAGGCAUAUUGUUUUGCUGUUAGGUGGAAAGCGCAGUAUAGUCACAUCUGGAAUAGCCAAUCGGGAUAGGGAAAUUAUUCUAUUGGCUGACUUGGUGUACAAGAACUUACUUUAUUAGAUUUAUCUACAGCAAAAUUAUGCAAUAGCAGGCUCAACCUGUCGACCAAUAAUAAACAAUUAUUGGAUGAGGUUGGGCAUGAUAUCAGACACGAGGUUUUGAUAAUUCAUGACAUCAUGCGAAAACCGAAUUCAAUAAUUGUUUUAUUAUACACUUUUUAAACAAUAGGCAAAAGAAGACAUUCAGCCAUUCUGUUUCUGAGGAGAACACUCCAAGGGGCUUGGUAACCACGCAGACGUUGAAAUUAACAUGAUAAAUGCAAUAUCUGCAGCAGAUAUUUCAUUUAUCAUGUCUAGUUCACAAGCUAUUGUGAAUUGAUUGGAUACUCUCGACCAAUCAGAUUUUUCAUAGUGAAUCUGAUAUAUAAUUAUAUUUGUUAUAAUUAUUUUUCCAAUUAAUAUGGCAACGAAUUAGUUCCACUAUUUUUGUCUUUUUUCAGUCUCUCUUCUUUUUUAUUAGUCCCUUUCGUACACUUGUUGGUAAAUCUGCGGUAAAAUAUAUACUACUACUAACACUACAGAUCAGACCACGUAAACUCUGCCAAACUUAGUUCAAACAAAGUCUCGGUCAAACUUUCGAUUAAGUUAAGUUUUUUAGAGAUAUUCAGUAUAUUGAGUGUUCAUUAAGCCUGGUUUUCGUCAGCGCCGACACGGAAAGAAGCAUUUACUUGAUAAGAUCCCUAAUCUUAGGGAAAGUUCAUUUAAUAUGACAAGGGGGGGGGAAUGAAGAUAUUGAGGGGGGGCUCCAAAAAUUUUUAGACACCCGAAGGGGGGGGCUCUGAAAAAAUUGUUGCGCUAGGAGGGGGGGCUCCGAAAAUUUGUAUACUUCAAAACCAACACAUGACAUCAUCAUACAGAUCGGAUGGUUUUCAACUCAACAAUUUAAUGACCUGUGCAACUCAGCUAUAUCACGUGGUUUACUGAUAUAACAAAUGUAGUCUCAGUAAUUAUUACACUCUUGUUCAUCCCAAAAAUGCUUUAGAAAAUUGUAACACAACUGUAUCUCAAGUUUGUCAUAGUAUAAACCAUUGAAGACAACAACGGUAAAUAUAUUUAAUACAGUCUAGCGAUCUUUUUUCAGGGGAGCAAAGGAAUUGAAGGAGGAGGGGGGGGCGGCUCUGAAAUUUUUUCGACUACCAAGGAGGGGGCUCCUAAAAAAUUGAACCGCUAGCGAGGGGGGCUGCUAAAAUUUCAAGCUUCGAGUUUCAAUAUCUUCAUUUCCCCCCCCCCUUGUCAUAUUAAAUGAACUUUCCCUUACCGCGAAAAAAUCCAUUUCCACACAAAACCUUCAAAAAUAAUAUUUUAAUUUGGGCUCGUUUUUAAUUGAAACUUGUCAAUUACAUAAUUAUCAUAUUUAAUACAGUACGCUGGCGUUCAUUUUCAGUUGAACAAGGUCUCUAUAUCUGCGAGGCGACUGAAAAUCAGGCUGAAUACAAAGAAUUGGUUGAAUAAUACAGAAACGCUGACUUAUAAUAUGGCCUUUCAUAAAUGGCGAUUUUUACUGGUUUUUAAUUGUACAAUACGUAGUCGUUCCUUUUUACUUGAUGAAAGACUUCUGCAGAACUGAGUGAAAAUACUUACAACUUAAAAGCCAAAAAAAGAAACAAACAAAAUAAAAAACUAUUAUGUUGGUUUUGAUGAAUACAGUUUUUUUGAUGGGGUUUGAUUGUAUUUCGUAGAUAUUUUUGGUAUUACAGCUGGCCAAAAUGAUUUAAAAGGAAAGUUACCCACAUGAUUUAUUAAAUUACAUUAGGGUGAUUAUGCUGACACCGCUGGCAGUAUUACAUUUCAUAUUUCCGUGUUAAAAUCAAGCCAUUCAUAAGACGGUUCAAAAUUGUUAGAUUGUUAUCACACUUUUCAAUGGAAACUUUUUCUCAUAAGAUUUCGUUUUAGUGUGCGAUUUCUAAAUUAACAUAAUGACCCAAAACCUCUAACGCUAGAAGCAAACUGUGUUACCUUAAGUUUUAAGGUUAAGAAAGUCUUUAUCUCAGACUUGAUUGCAAAGUCAAAGAAGCCUCUGUAUGUUUCGAGUUAAAAAAUAGCCAAAUGCUUAUUCGCUGAAAACUAUGGAACAAAAAUUAGGUUAGUUAACAGAUCUGCAGACUGAGUAAGUUUUGUUUUAUCUAUUAUAACAUGGUAAUUCUACCACAAUUUGUUUUCCCUUCUUGAAACGAUUCUAAGAAGAAAUUAAAUUAGUCUUCGUCUGAGUGCAAGAUGUUUGUUCAUCGGCUAAAGUGUACAAUUUUAGCACUUCCGUGAUUUGCAACUGUCACUUUCCAUGAACACCGAUUAAAGAUAGAUGAAAAAGAGCUCGCAAUUCAUCAAAAUAAAACGCUCUUUUAGCGCCUUCCUAUUGGCUGAUUACAAUUUUAACACCACAACUCAAAUACAAACUUAAGCAAUUUUUGUAGUUCACCGCAAUACUUUAUGCGCGUUUAAAACAAUGUGGGGCAUGCAGUAACGAUUUAUUAUUUUCCAGUUGCAACAACUACAUCGCCUGCACGAAACAGUAACCACUCUUGAAAAAGUGAUCAAUUUUUUUGGAACAUAAUUGGGAAACGUCGAUUGUUUGAUUGUGGUCUUUAGAGUGACAGAUUUAUGAAACAUUUCUUAAAGCGAUUGAAUAGUCAAUUGGGUUUGCAUUCGGUUAGGAUUUACAGGUCAUCAAACUUUCAAGGAAAAGCCACAGAUCGCUUGUUCAUUAGAAAUGGCUGAAAGCUCCCUUAUUACUGUCGCAAUAACUGUUUUGUCCGUUUUAAUCGUGCUGGCCAAUGUGACCAUAUGCCUCUUGGUUAUCAGCAACAGAUCUCUGCGGACGUACACCAAUGGUUUUCUUGUUUCGUUAGCCAUAUCUGAUAUUCUUCUUGGUGGUGUCCUAUUCCCGGUAAUUCUCAUUAUCCAAGAAUCAGUGGCAAGUGGAUAUCUUAUCUCGGUAAUUCUGUUAUCGGGAAUUGCAAACCAUUGCUGCAUCACUUUCGAUCGAUUCAUCGCCGUUCGCCAUCCAUUCUCAUAUUCGUUUCUAAUUGACAAGUACUUCAUUAAAAUGGUAGCUACUGCUUGGCUUCUCGCAACUGUCAUCUCACUGCUGCCAUUGUGUUGGAACACUGACCGCACACUUACAAUCCACCAAGUUUACAUUUUUGUGGAGAUCCUGCUUUUUAUCUUCGUUCCUUAUCUAAUGAUUUUCAUUGCCUAUUUUUUAGUUUUCAAGAAGCUCCGCGAGCAUUUUAGAAUGUUACAGGAAACUACGGCAAUAUCAAUAUCAAGACGGGAGCAGACAAAGAGGCUUUCUUCUGAAGCCAAAGUUGCUAAAGUCUCCCUUAUCCUGAUUGCAACGUUUGUUCUUUGCUGGUUUCCAAUCAUCUACAUGACCUCCGUAACAGCUCUUGGAAGACCAGAAAUAGUGCCUGACAUAUUGCCCACAGUUUCGAUGUUUACGUUGGCUCUAUCUUCCUUAAUAAACCCGUUACUCUAUUCCUUUAAGAAGGAAGACUUCCGAGCGGCUGUAAAGAGGGUUUUUCCGCGAAUUGUAACAAAAAGGCAGGUUCAUCCAGCGGAACAGAGAAAUGGGAAUGAACCAGCGGAGGAAGCUGUCACAGUUGCAACCCAGUGAAAGAUUUGGCAAAAUUAAAGACCUUUUAUUCCAAUCGAGUAUUUUACCUGUCAGAGGAACGAAUUUUCUGCGCAAACUUCCUGUUAUUAUAUUUGCGCCUUUCUUUUCAAAGUACUGUGUAGUGACGUCGUAAAGUGAUCUUUAAAUUACAGACCGCAAUCUAUAAAACCUUAACACUCUACUACACACAUGCAUACCCAACAAUUCUUUAGGACGCACGAGGGGUCAUAGUUGGGUUGAAUAUCCCGGCAGGUGUUUGUUUCUGUGCGCUCAUACACACUGGAAUUGUUCCCGCGACAUGGCUUCGCGCCAAGUUAAACCUGCUCUAACUUCACCAGGCACUUCGUGGGGACAAAAUGGAACGGGCGCGCCAUGAACUUUCAUGCAUAGGGGUGUUGGCUCGUUUGUUUCUGCUAACUGUUGAUCCGUGCCAACUAGCGUUUUCAAAUUGUUUUAUACCGUCCAUACCAAACCAUCGAAAACGCAGUUCGGAGAUAACUUAUUAUUAAGUUUAUUCUCGACGCAUGUAAGCAGGUGAACGUGUCGUGCACUAGUAGCUUUGGCGUCAGCGUUUUUCACAACGCCUUCGUUUUACCCAUCCUUGCAAGUAUCUACUAUCGAGGACUUCUCCAAAAAUAUCCGUGUUGAAAAACAUAGUUUUUCGAUCGUUUUCUUGUUUUAUGGUGGGUGUAAGGUAAAGAGACAAAAAGAUGCUUGCGUCUUUAAACGAAAACGGAACAUUACAAUCGAGCACAUUUUAACUUGCCAAUUAGAACUCCCAGGUGGAAAUAAAGUGAUCCUAAUCAAAUUUUCAUUCAAUUAAAAAGUUCUGUUAUCAAUAACACGGACAAAAAAACAGUGAAGAUGAAUUUAAUCGCUAGUCUUCCGCUUUCUGCACAUUUAUCGGUGGUCCGAGGGCACCGCAGCCCUCCUGUUUUCUCUGCACUUUUGUACUACUUUUAAAGAAUUCUUAGUAGAAUAAAAUGCUACCUGCUGCAUUUCUUGUACUUGGCGGGACCUUUUGAAAAAAUUACAAAUGAUAUUGUAAACAGAAUUAAAUUUUUGGCAUUCUGGAAUUAUAAUUAUUCAUCAAAGACAUGAGAGUGAGACAUAAAACAACUAUUUUUGGCGAACUUACACCAUUCGUAACGAGGGCUGUCGUGGGUGUAAUGAAAUAAAACGGUUGAUAAAGGACCCAACCCACUUAGAAGGACGGUGCAGGUUGUAGUAUAACAUUGAAAAUAAAGCUUUAAAAGAGAUGCAGGUCCAUCCACUGUUUCUUUGCUCUGUACUUGUCAUGAACUACUUCCCGCCGUGACACUUUUUUGACAAUUUGUAAAGGCAAAAUUGAGAAAUAAGCAAAGGAAUGCACUUAUCUGCUCGGAGAUUUUAAUUCAGAGAAUUGUGAUAAAUUGUGCGACUAAUGCACAGACUGAUGAAAUAUUUCAUUUCGACUAUUUUAAUUUGAUUUAUAUCAUGGGUGACGUGAUGAUUAUACCUCGAUGUACACGCUUCUGAUUCAGGUGCCAUCUGUUGUUUUUAUAAAUAUUACAAUGCUUUCCCACCGAAGUGCAAAAAAACAAAGAUGGUUUACAUUGGCCUGAUUUAAUUUAUUAUCCACAUUUAUUAAGACAAAUAUAUAUAUAUAUAUCGUUCAUUUCUUUCUUUGUCUUCUUUCCAUUACGCUCUUUUUACGGCUUUAAAAUGAAGAAACGAGAAAACAGACAAUAUUAGACCUAUAGCUACAUCCAAUGUGUGAUUUAGAAGACUGUGCUCGGCUUUCAAAAGAAUCGAUAUAUAGAUCAAAUCUGAUGUGAUAUUGGUGGCGGUGUAGAGUUUGAUGUGGGGAUCUUUGAUUUAAUCGGUAUCAUGAAAGUCCUAAUGGUCGUCAAUCAUACAUGUAUGCAUGUAUAUGGUUUCUUGGUUUCUAGUGAAAUAAAAUGUUUUGCAAAAAAAGUAACAUCCAUUUCCUCCAAAAAAGAACUUGGCCUUGAAAUCGGCCUAAUUUCCUGUUCAAUUGAUUCACGUUUCAAACUUUGAGUCCCUUUUCAGAGGACUGUAUCUCAGAGUGUGAUUGCCUUAAAAGCCUUUCUGCAGCUCACAUAAUUUUAAUUGCCACUUUCACUAAAAGUGGAUAGCUCCGGCUUUUCUCAGGUCCUCAGUUAUUAGACAAAUCACUAAGAAAUAAAAAUGAUUUCAACCGACUCCGAAAAAAUUUUUAUCAUUGAACUUUGAAAAAGGAUUCUGAACGUGCUCUUUUGCACCUUUACAUUGAAAGCAAAAGUAAUAGUUAUCAAAGUUUAAAUGCUAACAGCAAUAAACAAAUAUUUUUAGCAUUUUUAAAUCGGUGGGGAUUUCACAGCCGCUACAUGCAAUUCACACGUCUUAAAAUCUUCUUUAGACUAUUUAGGCUAUAGCUUCUCAUUUCCUCGAGCUAUUGUGUAUUAUAGCCUUAUACUCAAGCGUACCGUUUGAUGCCAAGUUAAAAGAUUAUCUAAUAAGGUUAGAUUAGAAGCGUUAACUCCGAGCAGGCGUAAUGCAAGUUCAAUUUCCCCCAUUAGCUAAAACAUAGAACCCACACCUUGCUGCACGAAAGAAGUGCCGAGAUAUUUCGACGUCAUUGAACAAAGAAUCAAUGCAAUUUCAUAUUCAGACAACAGUUAUUUUUCUUUUCAUUACAGGGCAUGCACAAAAGCAAUUAAAAAUUCUUUGGCAGUCAUAUUGUAAUUCGUCUGCACUGUUUUGAAUUAUUUCACAUUUGUCUGGUACAUGCAAUUUAUAUAAUUCUCUCAGAAAUUGAUGCCAUUUUCUCAAUGAUGCGCAGGUUCUAUUUAAAACGAAGCAAAGGGGUCUAGGCAGUCAAUUAUUAAAAAAAAAGGAAAAAGGUCAAAAAAGGGCCUUGCGAUGGCGAAAUAGUCAGAAUUAACUCAUUUAUUAUUUAUACAAUUUGUGCCUUUUUGAAUUUCGUAAAAUUUCUCGACAUAUUUGAAUAACAUCUUAUCGAUAUUCAUUGUAGUUUAACCUUGAAAUAUCAACUGACAGCUACAGUGACUUUCAACAGUUCGCUUAUUUUAGGGAAAAAGAAGAAUAUAGCGGUAUGAUUUUUUUGCCUUUUUAUUAGUAGUGAAACCCCGACAAAUAACUGAGUACAAAUUGACAUAGAAAGUGACAAUCAUUUCAGCGAUAACAGGAAAUGAAAAACGAGUGUUCCGGGAUAUCAAAUAAGACGGUAAACCUAUGUGGAUUGGAACUCGUGAUUAGCUUGUAGAUUUGUUUGGAUUCAUAUUACUCAUUUCCUCACUACCGUCAGUCAGAAAAUUAACAUUUGUUUAGAAUUCUCCCAGAAACUAUUAAAAGCCCGUCUUCUGCCAUCAAGCAAUCAAUGUAACAAAGGCAAAGGAGUAAACAACAUAGAGGAACAACUAAACAGCAUCACUAACGGCAAAAUCGCCACGAUAUAACCCAGAAGCAUCCCGACAUGAGCGAACUUUCCUGGACUGACAUCUCUUUGAUCUGCAUUUCUGUCCUCAUAGUGGCCACUAACAUGGCCGUUUGUGCGAUUGUUGUCUCAAAUCCGCGACUUCGUACUUAUACUAAUGGAUUUCUUGUAUCUCUUGCUGUGUCUGACAUUCUGACCGGAGGAGUAUUCUAUCCUAUUCACCUCAGUGGCCCCACCUCGGCAGCCGCCGUCUCAGAAGGCUAUUUGAUUGCAUUUGUGCUGUUGUCAGGAGUUGGGAAUAUUUGCUUGGUGACUUGGGAUCGCUACAUAGCUGUCGCCAAACCUUUCCAGUACAAAGAAACAGUGAAAGCCUAUUUUGUAAAGCUGAUUAUCGGAACCUGGGCAACUUCGUUAGUAAUUGCUAUUUUGCCAUUGACAUGGCAGACUAACUCCAAUGUGCUAAUUCACAAGGUGUACCUUUUUCUUCUCAUGGGCUUAUUUGUUAUUAUUCCUUACGCUGCUAUAUUUUGUGCCUACUACAAAAUCGGAAGGGAGCUAAGACGACACCAUCAAAAAAUUCGAAAUCGUUCUUCAAAUGCGCUUUCGUCCAAAAGAGUAAGAUCGGAGACUAAAGUGGCGAAGGUUUUUCUUGCUAUAGUCAUCAUAUUCGUGUUAUCGUGGCUGCCAAUCAUUUACAUGACAACUGUCGAAAGUCUCAACAGGCCUCACCUUGCACCUGGCACUCUUGAAACUGUUUCUCUGUUUACAGUGGCUCUGUCGUCCUUAGCAAAUCCAUUACUGUAUGCAUUUAUGAAAGAGGAUAUUCUCCGCGAAUUUAAGAAAAGGUCAUCUCUGCGAAGGAGACGUUCUCUAUCCUUAUCCUUAAGUGCGGUUGAGCUGAAAACAACAACAUCGACCACGUGUGCUGUUCCAUUGCAACCGUCCCUUAAGUAUCUGCAAUUGACGUGA
Molecule: messenger RNA, 28526 nt
Organism: Porites lobata
Lineage: Eukaryota; Metazoa; Cnidaria; Anthozoa; Scleractinia; Poritidae
Source: the annotation of a GenBank genome assembly